UUUUGUGGGUGAAAAUAAAGAGAGAAUUUAAACGUACGAGGAGAGCAUAACCCAGACAAAACAGAGAAAAGGGGUCUCCUCCUAGCGGGUCGUUUAACAGCUUGAGCCUCAAAAGUAUCAAAAACCCAAGCUUGGAUCUCUAAAAGGAGGAAGACGUAGACAGGUUAACGAUAAAACACACCAAUCGCUCAGCCCUCUCCUCCCUCUUCGGAUAUAUAUCAAAUAACCUCCCUUUUGAAACAAACAAUCACACAAGCAGGCUCUGUCAUCAUCACCACCUUUUAUUUCUUCAAGAACAGCUUCUGAGAAUAUCAAGAGGAAAUAGAGAGAGUAACACGUGAUGUAAAUGGCCUCCGAGAGGGAAAGUUUCGACCUUUCAGGGCCAUUACACCUAACUUCCAUUGAUUGGCAGAAUACUCAACAUCAAAGGUCUGUUGCUGCAUGUUUGGUUCAGGGUGUCUAUGUUGUUGAGCGGGACCGCCAAGAGGAACGUGAAGGGCCCCAAGCCCUUGCUCCUCCUUGGUGGGAGUUCUUCCAUUUUAAGUUGCUCCGCAAGCUUGUGGAUGAUGUUGGUUUCUCAAUCUUUGGUGCCAUUUAUGAAUUCAAACCUCCUCCUUCUCUUUGUAACUCCCCAUUAGAGGGAAUACCUCGUUUUGUAAUUGCCUUCCGAGGCACCUUGACGAAGAAUGACUCAGUCUCACGAGACCUUCAGUUGGAUGUUGAGGUGGUCCGAAAUGGACUUCACCGGACAUCUCGCUUUGAGAUUGCUAUGCAAGCUGUCCGGAAUAUGGUUGCUUCAGUAGGUGAUUCAAAUGUUUGGUUAGCUGGCCAUUCCUUAGGGUCAGCCAUGGCAAUGCUUGCUGGAAAAACUAUGGCUAGCACUGGCAUUUUCCUCAAAUCUUUUCUCUUCAAUCCACCAUUUGUGUCUGCCCCGAUAGAGAGGAUUAAGGACAAGAGAGUGAAACACGGGCUUCGAAUCGCAGGCAGUGUGAUUACAGCAGGCCUCACUCUUGCUAUGAAGGCUAAACAACAACCACAACAGAGAAGUCAUUCAGAAGAAAACCCUUUCACUACUCUGUCUGCAUGGUUCCCGAGUCUAUUUGUCAAUCCAGCUGAUGACAUCUGCUCCGAAUAUAUUGGGUAUUUUGAACAUAGGAAGAAGAUGGAGGACAUUGGAGCAGGAGCCAUUGAGAGGUUAGCAACCCAGAAUUCUCUUGGGGGUCUACUAAUGCAUGCAAUGGGAAAGCAGCCAGCGCCGGAGCCUCCAUUGCACCUCAUUCCUUCUGCAAACCUGACAGUUAAUUUGACCCCGUCACGGGAUCUCAAAGAAGCCCAUGGAAUUCACCAAUGGUGGAGAGAUGAUCUGCAACUCCGGUCUGAGGUUCACAAAUACAGAUAGUUUUCGGUGUAAUUGUUCCGAUUAUUUUCCAUGUACUUGUGGUUUUAAGUAGUCAAACAGCCUCCAAUAUUGUUUUUAUCAGCCAAGAUUUUUUGGAAAGUGUUGUGAAAUUAUUGCAAGCGCAUAAUCCGCACAAGUAAUAUAGAGAUAAGUGAAGUGUCGUUCCCACGAA
Molecule: messenger RNA, 1571 nt
Organism: Prunus avium (sweet cherry)
Lineage: Eukaryota; Viridiplantae; Streptophyta; Magnoliopsida; Rosales; Rosaceae
Product: GDSL esterase/lipase At4g10955
Biological process (GO): lipid metabolic process
Source: RefSeq, a predicted model, not a curated record